Messenger RNA from Pseudoliparis swirei, 1416 nucleotides. RefSeq names its product Galectin-related protein A-like. The transcript has 4 exons. Gene Ontology annotation, molecular function: carbohydrate binding. NCBI's taxonomy places the organism in Eukaryota, Metazoa, Chordata, Actinopteri, Perciformes, Liparidae. The record is from RefSeq and is a predicted model, not a curated record. Bases 335 to 772 code for a protein of 145 amino acids.
GGCGGCUGUAAGGGAAGCACACCGAGUGUUACCGGAGAAAUGUGAAGCAGGUCCGCCACCAACCAGAAAUCGAGAUGAACGUGACGGUCCACAUUAGUCCCCCAAAACUAACCCUCAUCUUUAACCAACUUGUAGCCAAAUUGCAUUGAACUGAAAUAUCCAGUUUCUAAUAUACCCCCCCUCCCCCUCCCUCUAUCUAUCUGCCCGUGUCCCACCUUUAUCACUCCCAAAUUGGGAGCCUGUCUCUAUGACAACGUAGAACAGGCGGUGUUUGCAGAGUCCUCAGUCGGCAUCACUGCUCCAAUCCUCCACACUGCAUCACGCCCUGAGUGGAAUGGAAGAAAAGGACAAGAAAGAAAAUGGGGAGUAUAACGGAAAGAUAAAGGGUGGACUGCGGCCUUCAAUGAAGCUGGUUGUUAUGGGAAUUAUUAACCAAAAAGCCAAGAACCUGGAGGUGGUUCUGUCCAGUGAGCCUCAGGACGAGGACACAGAGGGCGACGUGGGACUUCAGCUGAAGGUGAGCUUCGUGGACAAGGCCGUCCAGCGCAACGCUCGCCUGGCUGGAGAAUGGGGAAGGCCUGAAACUACCCUCUCCUACUUCCCCUUUGCAGUCGGAGAAUCCUUCAAGAUGGAGAUCGUUUGUGAGCACCAGCAGUUUCGCAUCUUGGUGGACGGACAGCCUCUGUGCGGAUUCACCCACCGGCUGACCCGGCUCGCCUCCCUCACUGCCUUACGGGUCUCCGGAGACUUCCAGCUCACCAAGGUGGCCUAGCACCUUCAGCGCAACGGUGCCGACGGUUAGAAUAGAGCUACUUUGAAUGAAUGAACCCGUGACGGCGCUGUGGGGGAACAGAGUGACGCCUGCCUCGUAAUCACGCGUUAAGUGCCUUCACUAGAUUACCCCUUUGGGGACUUGAAGUUAAAUAAACCAAGGAAUGUGAUUUGAUUGUGGUCUAAACGCUCCAGUAUUUUCCCUUUCCCGAUGAACAUUUGCACAGACGCGAUGUGUCACUGCUGAAAGGAGUGCCGCAUCCGCCUGUGUGCGUUAGAAUCUCAGACGUCUGUCUUUGAUUUCUCUGGAGUUAACCUCUGAAAGCACUUAAGUUUACGAGCGCCCGCAUGAAGGUGAAUGUUUCUGAAACCCACCGAUCGUCAUUCUGUGCCCUACUCAGUACUCUAAUAGGUGUCAUAAUGUAAAGCGAUUGGUCUAGUGCAUGCCAGGAAAACAAACACACACACACACACACACACACACACACAGUUUGUCCAGAUAAAACACAGAGCUUAUUGUGCCAUUAUCAUCUUUUAUCUCUGUGGAAGUCACUGACGCCCACCGGCUCAUGUACUCUUACUCUCCCCCGAGCUGAUUCUGUGUGGACGUUUCAUAUUCACUGCAAUAAAUCAAUUUUGUUGUUA